Thalassophryne amazonica is the source of this 4410-nucleotide messenger RNA. It is a transcript of the gene klhl26, whose product is annotated as kelch-like family member 26. Lineage: Eukaryota; Metazoa; Chordata; Actinopteri; Batrachoidiformes; Batrachoididae. The transcript is spliced from 3 exons. Gene Ontology annotation, molecular function: protein binding. The record is from RefSeq and is a predicted model, not a curated record. The coding region runs from base 102 to 1943 and encodes 613 amino acids.
GUCUGUUGAAGUGAAAACACAACGCCGUCCUUCUGUAUUUUGUGAACAUGUAUAGGCUGCUGGUAUCGCCGGAUUUCUGCAAAUCUUUCUAAAAAUGUUUAAUGCAUCUUCCUGUGUACUCGAAGAUGGCGGAGUCGGACGGUGGGGAUUUUGCUUCGAAUCAUCUGCAGAACAGUAUGAUUAACAAGAAUAGCACUCUACGCUGCACGUUCUCAGCUGCCAGCCACAGUACUACACUCCUCCAAGGCUUGUCAGGUUUGCGGGCCAAGGGUCAACUACUUGAUGUUGUGCUGACCAUCAAUGGGGAACGCUUCCUGGUCCACAAAGCUGUACUGGCUGCCUGUAGUGAUUAUUUCAGAGCAAUGUUUACCGGAGGCAUGAGGGAGUCUAACCAGGAUACUAUCGAGCUGAAGGGCUUGUCUGCCCGAGGCCUAAAACACAUAAUUGACUUUGCAUACAGUGCAGAAGUGACUUUAGACCUGGACUGCAUUCAGGAUGUCCUUGGAGCAGCUGUAUUUCUGCAGAUGGUCCCUGUCGUGGAGCUUUGCGAAGAGUUUCUCAAGUCUGCAAUGAGCGUGGAAACCUGCCUACAUAUCGGUCAGAUGGCCACUACCUUCAACCUGUCUUCCCUGAAAGAGUCGGUGGAUGCCUUCACUUUUCACCACUUUCUCCAAAUCGCAGAGGAAGAGGACUUUUUGCACAUCCCGAUGGAACGCCUGGUUUUCUUCUUGCAGAGCAACAAGCUAAAGAACUGUAGUGAAAUAGAUGUAUUCCACGCUGCCAUUAGAUGGCUCCAGUAUGAUGAGUCCCGCCGGGCUCAAGCUAAUCAGGUGCUCUGUCAUGUGCGCUUCCCACUCAUGCGCUCCUCUGAGCUGGUGGACAGUGUCCAGACAGUGGACAUCAUGGUGGAGGAUGUAAUGUGCCGCCAGUAUCUCCUUGAGGCCUUCAAUUACCAGAUCCUGCCGUUCCGACAGCAUGAAAUGCAGUCUAGUCGGACAGUCAUCCGUUCUGAUAUCAUGUCUCUCAUUACUUUUGGCGGUACUCCCUACACUGACAAUGACCGCACUGUGAGCAGCAAAGUGUAUUGUCUCCCUGACUGUGCUUCCCGCCAGUUCAAAGAACUGACAGAGAUGGAGAUGGGCUGCAGUCAUGCUUGUGUUGCUGUACUCGACAACUUUGUGUACAUAGUUGGUGGACAGCAUUUACAAUACCGGAGUGGUGAAGGAGCAGUAGACAGCUGCUUUCGCUAUGAUCCACACCUCAACCAGUGGCUCCGCAUCCAACCAAUGCUGGAGGCACGUAUCCAGUUUCAGCUCAAUGUGUUGCAUGGACAGCUCUAUGCCACUGGAGGGCGUAAUCGUUCUGGUACUCUGUCUUCUGUGGAGCGUUACUGCCCAAAGAAGAAUAAAUGGACUGAUGUGAAGCUGUUGCAGCGCAGGAUCUGGGGUCAUGCUGGCAGUCCUUUUGAAGACAAGCUGUAUAUCUCAGGGGGGUAUGGUGUGUCUUUGGAUGACAAGAAAAUGCUUCAGUGCUAUGACCCAACAUCUGACCAGUGGAACUUCAGAGCUCCCAUGAACGAGCCCAGAGUGUUGCAUGCCAUGAUCAGCACCAGGGAUCGCAUUUAUGCCUUUGGUGGUCGUAUGGACCACGUGGACCGUUGUUUCGAUAUGCUGGCGUCUGAGUAUUAUGUUCCAGAACAUGACCAGUGGACCUCCAUCAGUCCCAUGCGAGCAGGACAGUCUGAGGCAGGCUGCUGCUUAUUGGACAAAAAGAUUUACAUCAUUGGGGGCUACAACUGGCACCUCAACAAUGUAACAAGUAUUGUACAGGUUUACAACACUGAAACAGAUGAGUGGGAAAGGGAUUUGCACUUCCCAGAAUCCUUUGCUGGCAUUGCCUGUACACCAGUUAUACUUCCACAAAACUCAACGCUAACUGUGUGACCUGACAACUGUGAUGAAGUGAUCCCACUGUUCUUUCUACUGAUUGUUAAAUCAACACAAGCUGUGAAUACAAAGCUACUGUUGUCUGAACAUUAUGGACCAGUGAUGAUGGGUUAAUAACUAUUUGGCAUUUUUGGUGAAGGGACUAAAAUAUAAAGUGCAGGCUUUCAGCUUUAAUGUGGGCAUACCAGUCUAAAUCAGGUGCACACUGUCAAAAUUACAGCACUUUAUUGAUGAGUCAGUGUUGUUUUUUUCUUGUCACUUCCUUACACUUGUUAGUAUAUUGUAUCUUACUGGCAAAUGCAUAGUAACAAUACUUCUCAGCAUUAAGAAUUCAGUCAUUUGGAGCCUUUUCUUGACUGUCUGUGGUAGCUCACAGUCUAAAGUGCACAGUUGCAGGUGCAUUUGGGGCAUGUCCAGCUCCACAUUGAUAUUUAUGUAGUGCAUAAUUGGAGCACAAACUGAGGCGCAGGACUCAAAGAGGUUGAUUUAGUAAUUUAAUUGGUUGUGUGUGUGUGUGUGUGUGUGUGUGUGUGUGUGUGUGUGUGUGUUUUGGACAUAACAUGAAACCAAUGAAUAGGUUUUGCUGGUGUGUGGAGCCGUCACAUUUUGCUGCUUUAUGAUGGCACUACUCCGACACUACACCUGACCACACCUCAUUUUAAGGUCAACACCCUUACCUGGUGAGCAAAACCGCAUUUGCAAUUUCAUGAACAUGGGCAUUGAUGGGGAAAAUGACAUCAGCAUGGGCUUGAAACUAUCAAUGACUGUUGUGCUGAUUUGUACUUUGUGGAAGAUGGGGCCCUAAAAUUGUUGGGAUCAUUAAAUAAGUUAAAACACUGGGGGGGGGGUUGUUGUUUUUGUUUAAAGUACACAUCACUCUGUGUGUGUAAGACUCGAGUUUUGCAUUUUCUACUGUGUUGGAGAGUAAGUUUGUUGUGCAAAGUUAUCAAGAGACUCAACUUUGAAAGUGGUGGAAGUUUUGAUUGUACAGCAUUUUGUGAUUGCAAAAUUUAUGCCUAUUUUUAUCGUACAUUUUAAGUAUACUAUUUGGUUUUUCAAGCUACCAAAUGCACAAUAACUAAUUAUAUUUGUCUUCUCUUUUAAGUAUGUGUCUUCUCAAACGGGUUUUCAACAUGUCCAAUAUUAAUAGCUCAAAGUAAUUGCACAGAUAAACACAAGUGUCUGACGUGCUUCGACUAAGUCAUUGCACUUACAACUUGUUGGCUCAUGCUCUGUUGUGUUGUACUCCCUUGAAUCAGUCUUUUUGUUUCCUCUACUGAAGCCCAAAUUAUUCUUUUGGUCAAAUGGCAUUCAGACCCUAAUAUGGUGUCGUGCACAGAGAAUGAAAUAACAUUCCUAUUGUGUGUUAUAAUCCAAGCUUUUCUGUUCCUUGUUUUCAUAAGGACAUGGGUACAGUUACAUGACCUAUAUUCCAAGUGGUAGUGGCUAUGAACAAUGAUCAUAAGCAGUCUGUGGCUAUGACACAACACCUUGAGGUAUUUCCACCAUGUCAUGCAUGAUUUAAGUUCAAGUACAGAUCACUCUGUGUGUGUGUGUGUGUGUGUGUGUGUGUGUGUGUGUGUGUGUGUGUGUGUGUGUGUGUGUGUGUGUGUGUGUGUGUGUGUGUGUGUGUGUGUGUGUGUGUGUGUGUGUGUGUGUGUGUGUGUGUGUGUGUGUGUGAGAGAGAGAGACUUGAGUUUUGCAUUUUCUACUGUGUUGGAGAGUAAGUUUGCUGUGCAAAGUUAUCAAGAGGCUCAACUUUGGGGGAAAAAAAGAUGGUGACACGUUCUUGAAAAAGAAUGUCACCAUUUUUUUUACAUUAUUUAUUUUUAGCAAGUCCUCUGAAGUAAUAAUACUACAAUAUAUUGUUCUUCACUGAUUGGUAUUCCUAGGUUCUCUUGUAGUUGCUAAGUGUCAGAGCAUCACUGAGUGGUAAUGUCUCAUACCUGUAGCUACCAUUUGGGAUAGAAGCUGUAUCCUUUUCACAACUAGAGUGGUGUGCAUAUGAGUCCUACACGUGUGUUUAGUGCAUGUGCAUCCUGCCCUGUGAAAACCUUUCCUCACUUUGUUUACAAAGAGACGAUAGUGACCUUCCACAUCGCUCUGCACAUUCAGGAUGGCCAGUAAUGGCUUUCCAGAAGUUCCUCCCACAAAAAAGGGUCAUUCAGAGGUUAAAAAUGUUUGUGAUCAUGAAUGUUGUCAGACUAGAAACAUUAAUUGUUUGGCUUUUCCUAGAUUCAGAGCUCAACUGCUUUUUUUUUGUUUUUUACCUUAUAUGGAGGAGGGGGAGGGUUGGGGAGGAAUGGUGAGGAGAAGCCAGUGUUUUGAUGUGUGUGCAACAUCUAGUGACACUAAGUUAUUUGUGGCACCUGUAAUGUGCGCAUGUCCUACUCACUGUUCAAUACAUGCUGCAUGCACGUAUUCAUUUCUCUAUUGACGAGCACAAUAAACGUAAGUGCUAACU